Molecule: messenger RNA, 732 nt
Organism: Cryptococcus amylolentus CBS 6039
Lineage: Eukaryota; Fungi; Basidiomycota; Tremellomycetes; Tremellales; Cryptococcaceae
Exons: 3
Coding region: 391-711 (106 amino acids)
Source: RefSeq, a predicted model, not a curated record
UGUGAAUGGACGAAUGUCUUGAUACAUGCGUCAACUUCCGAACCCGAGAGGCGUACUCACUCCCUAUGGAAGAUCCAGAUCCGCGAGGGGCAGAGCCUGGAGAUAUAUAAGGACCCCUCAGACCGACUGACAUCCUCCAUUCACAAACACAUCUACUCAACAAUCAGCCUCACCAGCUCCCACACCACUCAACAACACACCACUCCCAACCAAAACAAACCACACCAAACACACUAGCAAUGUUCGCCCGAUCUCUUCUCCGAACUGCCUCCACUACCAUGCCUGCUGCGAGGACCAUGACUACUCGCAAGGCUUCCACCAUGUCUUACGAGCAGAACGGCAUCACUCACCAAAUGGGGGCCUUCUUCAAGAAGAACGGUGUUCCAGUUGAUGCUUACCCCAUCGUCUUCAUCACUCUCUUCAUGGCUUCCGCUGGCACUUUCAUGCUCUCCAAACACAUCAGGGAAGACCGUGAUCACCUUCGAUGGAUGCCCCGUCAAGGUGGCUACAAGUUUCAGCUUCCCGCCGACAAGUAACCAACUCCCUUCUAGCAAUGAUAGUGCAUCAGAGCUGAAGAGUGCGGGUGAAAGUCGGGGUUGCAGUAGCCAUAGCAUUAGCAAUUAUAAUCAUAGUAGUCAUUUCUCUAUCUCGGAUGGUAUCUCGGGCGACGUCGACAUUGUAGGAUUAUUGUACAACUUACAUGAUAUGUGAUGAAUUUUUUGGGCCCAACAA